AGGUCCGGAAUUUGGGCCACAUAAUCUCCUCCGCAAUUCCGGCUUCUCAGGAAUAUGCUUCUGAGGAGCAUGUAGUAAAAUGAACCCAAUUCUCGCCUUAGGAACAAAAUCGCUGUUUCUCGCGCUGUCUAAUAACGGACAUAGUCAGUCGCAGAACGAGAGAGUGUCAUUGAACUCUCGUACGUUUGAAUCACACGAGGCGCUCAAGAUGGCGCUCACGCUCCGUCGACGCGCCGCACAGGAGGGCUUCUUAGAUUAUAUGCCACGUGGUGAGGAGUACCCCGCUCCGAAGAUCGCCGAAUCGGCUCCCUGGAGGUGCUGUAAGGCGUUAUCUGAGAUCCGCUCUCCUUCCCCCUCCACGCGCCACUCUUCCGCCAACUUUGCGCGCCACCUCCGCGCGACGUUGCUCCCCGCGAACUACGCCGAGCCUCCGCACGAGCUGCUGCUCCCCGCGGACCAACGAGAUCCCGCCACGUGGCAGCACGAGCUGCUCUCUGCGAUCGGCGCGCCCGCGUCUGCGCAGGUGUUUUCCGCGCGGAUCUGCCCGCGCCUGGUGGUGUUCUGGGCGCUUGCACCUAGCAGCGCGGAGAUCAACGAGCGCGCGGGGAGACUUGCGCGGAUCGUCCACAUUUACGGGGACGCGCUGGUUGUUGAGCGUGACUCAAACGACAGCACCCUUAACGAAUGUGACACUAACGAGAUUGCUGACUGCAAGCACAGUGUCACGGCCGCCGCCGCCGCUCAUUCCAACACCAGGGGGGAUUCUCCCCCUCUGUCUCGUCGCUCCUCUCCUCCUCCCUCCCCUCCCUCCUCUCCAUCCAACUCCUAUCUCCCCGCACUUGCGCUUCCCUCUCCUCCCUACAUCAAAGCCUCACUCCCUCGCCCCAUUCCCGAGGACUCCGCUCCCCCCUCUCCUCCUUCGACCCCUGCCCACUCCUCCCCCGUUCACUCCUCUCCCCCGCGUCACGCUCCCCUCGACUCAUCGCCUGCCUCGUCUCAGAUGAGGACAGCUGGACAGGCAUCCAUAUAUAACCCCCCCCGCCGCCCCCACCUCUUGAGACGUCCCAACGGUCCUCUAUCCAUCGCCCCCCGCCGCCCCCGUCGCUCUGCCUGGCCUCCGUCCUCCCCUGGGACGUCACCGAGCGAAUCCUCCUGUGCCUUUCCUUUGCUGACCUCAUCAGCUGCGCCGCUGUCUGCAAGGCGUGGCGCUGCCACGUCAGCAGCAACCAGCACGUCCUUCUGAAUGUGACUAUAGCGAAGGCCAGAGUGACAUUCGCCAAGCCCUGCCCGCCAACAAGUGAAGGUGCCCUCUCAACAGCAGCAGCAGCAGCAACAAUAGCACCACCAGCAUCAGCGGCAGCAGCAACGCUGCCAGCUCCAGCGCCACGAUCACUAGCGGGAGAAGCAGCUGCAUCUCAAUCACCAUCCACACCACCAUCAAUCAAUGCGCAGCACAUAUAUGAGCACAAUCAGCAGUAUCAACCCAUACACACCCAUGUGCCCUUGCCCCCUCUGCCUUCUUGCCCUUCCCACCACCACCAUCCCCCAUUCCCCCUCCCCACUCACCGCACACCCCUCAACUCUCCAACAAUCACCAUUCGUUACUAUCACCUCCCAGGAUCCCCUCCCCCAGUCCCCCCCUCCCCCUGCCCCCUCCCCCCCUUACUAGUCGUCCGGGCAGCAGAAUCAGGAAACCUGGACGCGUGUGUGAUUACAGGAGAGGUGAUGGAAGCGAGGGGCGAGCAGCAGAGGGCGUUAGAGUGGUACAGGAAAGCAGCUAGGCUGGGGCACCAGGGGAGCCAGUACCGAAUGGGCGAGGCGUACUAUAGAGGGGAUGGGGACUGGCCCAGGGACGAGGAGGAGGCUCUGGCUUGGCUGCUGCGUGCUGCUCGGAAUGCACAGGCUGACCCUGCGCUGUGUGCUGCUGCUGCUCUGCUGCUCGGCUACAUGUACUUGGAUGGGGAGGGCACAGGCAAAGCAAGCAUUCAAGAGGCCGUGAAGUGGUUCAAGAUGGCUCGGGACUUGGGGUGCAAGGAAGCAGAAGUGACCCUUGGGUGGAUGUGGAACACGGGGCAGUACUGAGUGCUGACUGGGUAGUGCUGACAGGGCAGCGCUGACAGGGCCCUGCUGACAGGGUAGUGCUGACAGGGCAGUGCUUCUGCACAACAGCAGUGAAAGCAGAUGCUGAUAGGACAGUACUGGCAGGGCACUGCUCAUAGGGUAGAACUUAUAGGGCCUUCUGCAUAUGGUAGACGUCUGCAGUAGAACAAUUGCAUAUCACUAUACGAUAUCCAGAUAAGCAAGAAGAAGAUACCAU
Messenger RNA from Closterium sp. NIES-67, 2317 nucleotides. NCBI's taxonomy places the organism in Eukaryota, Viridiplantae, Streptophyta, Zygnematophyceae, Desmidiales, Closteriaceae. The record is from the annotation of a GenBank genome assembly.